AUGUGCUCAGGGAUCUGCCCCGCCUGUGGUGUAGGUGGAAGACGAGGACCAAGAGGCAUGGGGCCGGGGCUGGCCAGUCGGCCGGAACUGGCGCUGCGUCCUCUGCUUCAGCUGUGCCUGAAGCUGCACCAGCCCUGCCCCCCCUCCCGCCUCCCCCUGCUCCGGGCUGCAGGAAACCCUCCUCCACCCCCACCCCCACCAGCAAUGAGGGUCAUAGGUGAGGCUGUGGUGUGAGUGAGGAUGCAGCUCCUGCUGCUCCAGCUGCAGGUGUUUCUCUUCCUGGGUGGAUGUUUCUCGACUCUACACUCUCAAAGCCAAGGUCCCCCAGAAGUAACGAUUCCCUUGAAGAUCACAGACCCUAACAGUGGCACCAAGCCUUCAGACUGGAUCUCUUACAGCCUGAAGUUUGAGGGUCAGAGACACAUUGUUCGUAUGAAGGUCAUCAAGCACCUGCUGGCUAGGCACAUGCCAGUGUUCACUUACACAGACCAGGGAGCUCUCCGUGAGGACUAUCCUUUCAUCCAGGAUAACUGCUACUAUUAUGGCUAUAUGGAUGGGGACCCAGAGUCCCAGGUUUCCCUACAUACCUGUUUUGGGGGACUCGAUGGACUUUUAUACAAAGACAACACAGUUUAUAAAGUGGAGCCCAAGCUAAAUUCAACUACAUUUCAACAUCUGGUAUAUAAGCUGGUCAAUGAGGAGAAAGAAUUCCCAGCUAGGAGAUGUGGAUUAACAGACAAGGAAUACCAAUGCCUGUUCAAGAGUACAAAUGUUGAUCAAUUACACACAUCAAAGCAGAGUGGGAUUGUGGGUUGGUGGAACCACAGGCGAUAUUUUCAAGUAGCAAUGUCAGCUAAUCAUGAUUUCUAUACUGAGCAACGUUCUAAUGUCCAAACAAUACAGAGAUUAUUUACGUCAAUGAUAAGUAUAGUACAUACCAAUUUUUUGCAACUUGACUUAUAUGUGACUUUAGUGGGAAUUGACAUCUGGACUGACAGAAAUCAUGUGAAUUUUACUGAUAGCCUCCAAUACUUGACAGAUUUCUGUACACAUUCAGAAAAAACUGUCAAUCUACGCAUGCCAUACGAUGCAAUAAAUUUAAUUGCUAAAGAAGAUCAUUUUAGUGCAUCAUACCAUAUUUAUAUAAAAGUAGCGUGUUUUGAUAGAUACAAAUGUGGUGUUCUUCAACGCAAAACUAAUGAUGUUCCUCAUGCUGGAACGAUACUGUCACAAGUGAUUGGUCAUCAGGUAGGUAUGUCUUAUGAUGAAGGUAAUUGUGUAUGUGGGGAACCAAAAUGCAUUAUGACUAAUGGGACCUACAUAACACAUCGUUUCAGCAACUGCAGCAUUGCUUCCUAUUUUAACUACAAGGCAAAUUGCUUACUUAAUGUUCCAAAGGAAAUCAGAGACGAGCACUGUGGGAAUGGUGUGCUUGAAGGAGGAGAAGCUUGUGAUUGUGGCACCAUUGAUUCUUGUGCAGCAGAUCCAUGCUGUGAGACUGACUGCACACUGGCACCUGGGGCUAACUGUGCUGGAGGCCUUUGUUGCCAGAACUGUAGAAUUUUGCCAAGAGGAACCCUGUGUAGAAGAAAGGAAAAUGAAUGUGACCUUCCUGAGUGGUGUAAUGGGACAACAUCUCAGUGUCCAGAUGAUGUGUAUGUACAGAGUGGGAUUUCCUGCGAGGGUGGUGGAUACUGUCAUGAGAAGAGAUGCAACAAGCGUGAAGACAAGUGUAAAAGACUCUUUGGUGACCAGGCUAAGAGGGCAGGUCUCAAAUGUCAUUUAGAUGUCAAUACUCGGGGUGAUCGGUUCGGUAACUGUGGUUUCGACGCCGAAUCAUAUACAGCGUGUCUUCUAAGGGAUUCUCUGUGUGGAAGGCUUCAGUGUGAGAAUGUGAAAAGAAUUCCCAAUCUUCCAUCUCAUACUACCUUGAUUUCAACGAACAUAAGUGGCACCAAUUGCUGGGGGAUUGACUACCAUCUGGGGGCAAACAUAUCUAAUACAGGUGAAGUAGAAGAUGGAACUGAAUGUGGUGAGCACCAUAUUUGUGUUAAACGACAAUGUCUCCCUAUAUCAUAUUUCACAGAACGUUGCUCACCUGAGAAAUGCAGAAUGCGCGGAAUCUGCAACAAUAGACAUCACUGCCACUGCAACCCUCCUUGGCGCCCACCCUAUUGCUAUGUCCAAGGUGCGGGAGGUAGCCUGGACAGUGGCCCUCCAAAUGCAAGUGAUUUCUAUGAAUCUGAAGAGUUUUCAACUGACAGAGUUUUGGGAGCUGAAUAUAAACAUGAACACAUUCAUUUUUCUCUUCUGCUACGGCGUUUCAUUGUGUUUCUGGCGAUUUUCCUUGUUAUUGUGCUCAGAGCAAACAUCUAA
Molecule: messenger RNA, 2376 nt
Organism: Sorex araneus (European shrew)
Lineage: Eukaryota; Metazoa; Chordata; Mammalia; Eulipotyphla; Soricidae
Product: disintegrin and metalloproteinase domain-containing protein 21-like
Exons: 3
Biological process (GO): proteolysis; male gonad development
Cellular component (GO): external side of plasma membrane; sperm head plasma membrane; plasma membrane
Molecular function (GO): metalloendopeptidase activity
Source: RefSeq, a predicted model, not a curated record